AUGACGAGUGAUUCCACAUCCACACCCACCGACAAGUCCAGCGCAGCAAACCACCGUGAGAGGAAAGAGGUGUACAUCCACGCCCUCGAGUCUGAAGUUCUUGCGCUCCGCACUAAAGCGCGCAGUGUCCAGGAGCAGAAUGAUGCGCUGGGUCUCGAAGUUGCGCAGUUGAGAAGCCGGCUUGAUACACAGCAGACCCCAAUCCAUUGUAUGGACUGGGAUACGGAAUGGUUUGGGGGCGAUGUGGACGCUGGAUCAACGAACACAAGCUAUAAUAACGAAGAGCAAUGGCCGAGCAUGCCCGCUGGUGUACUGACUUGGGGGCGAGAGUCUGUUGUAGAAGACGUACCGAAUGAGGCCUGCAACGCGGUAGUGCGGCGGCCGAGUACGUCGCAGAGCUGGUCCAUGUCAGCAAGCCACGCAGACAUGGCUAUGGAAUUCGUCUUGACACUGGAGAAGCCGUGUAUACAACGCGCGCAAUCGGUUGUCUUCGAUCCGCUCAAUCCUUACCCCCUCGAUCACCACGCCGGUCCUAGUGAGCUGGCAGCGUACCAUUCGUUUGUCGAAGACCAGCUCAUUGCAUCUGAAUCGUGUACUAAAGACGAUAUUGCCAGUAGCCUUGACAAUCUUUUGUCGCUGUCGUCGGCGUUCUGUCUUGCGAACGAAGUCACACCGAUCCAGGCGUGGCACCAGCUGUGCAAGUAUUUGGAGUUUGGCGCGGUUGAUACGAAAAGAUUCAGGGCGCUUGUGGAUGCAUUGCUGGAGCAUGUUAGGUGCUAUGGGUUCGGUGCAGUGAUCUCAAGGAGUGUCCUCGAUGCAAGCUGUAGAAGAGUGUUCACAAUAGGCAAUUGA
Messenger RNA from Macroventuria anomochaeta, 852 nucleotides. RefSeq lists its product as uncharacterized. The transcript is spliced from 4 exons. Lineage: Eukaryota; Fungi; Ascomycota; Dothideomycetes; Pleosporales; Didymellaceae. Bases 1 to 852 code for a protein of 283 amino acids. Gene Ontology annotation, molecular function: DNA-binding transcription activator activity, RNA polymerase II-specific; transcription cis-regulatory region binding. The record is from RefSeq and is a predicted model, not a curated record. Gene Ontology annotation, cellular component: RNA polymerase II transcription regulator complex.